Messenger RNA from Phyllotreta striolata, 1232 nucleotides. The record is from the annotation of a GenBank genome assembly. NCBI's taxonomy places the organism in Eukaryota, Metazoa, Arthropoda, Insecta, Coleoptera, Chrysomelidae.
GCGUUGGCUAUCGAUGCGAGGUCGUGUUCCGAGCCGCGUGAAACCCGUUCCGUGCAGGUCUCGCGCAUUUCGAGGAAUACACCGCCGGAUUCGAGCACGCCUCCCGCAACGCGAGUAAAUAUAGGCAUCGCAUAUCGCGGCGCGUGUGAAUUAUUUCAGUGUACAACCAGUUCGUAUGUAUACAGUGCGAUGAUUUUAAUCCUAACCCGCGUUGUGUUUUAGAAGUAACUCAACGUUCGAGGAUAUUUUUUUUUUUCGUUUGUAAAAAUGGACGAUAUAAAUUUCGCGGCGCAAUGUUUACUGGAGAUGUCGCACAGCAAGGACCACCUGAACCCCCGUCCGCUGGACCUCUCUAGGAACGUCCUGCGGGAGGCGGCGUUCGCGAAUCCGACGCCCGCCGUCGUCGUCGAGCCGAUGCCGUUCGCCAAGGGGGAGCCCGUCACGGCGGAGUCCUCCUCGUACAUGGUGGCCCGGAUACUCACCGACCUGACCAGGAUCGAGCAGGAGCCGGUGCCGGAGGUGCCGUCCGACGGCGAGGGCCACCUCACCAUCGACGAGGACGCGCCGGGCGACAAGGCGCCGCCGGCCGUCGCCGCGAGCGGGCACGUCGCCGCCGCCGCCGCCAAGGGGGCGAAGGGCGAGGGGGCGGCGCCGCCUAAGGCUCGCGUGCCCGCCUGUUCGAGGACGGGGGCGCAGAUCAGGAAGACGCACAAGUGCUCCUACGACGGCUGUCACAAGGUUUACGGGAAAAGCUCGCAUCUCAAAGCUCACCUCAGGACGCAUACAGGUGAAAGGCCGUUCCCCUGCAGCUGGGAGGGCUGCGGCAAGCGGUUCGCCAGAUCGGACGAAUUGGCGCGCCACACGAGGACCCACACCGGCGAGAAGAACUUCGCCUGUCCCGUGUGCAACAAGAAAUUCAUGAGGAGCGAUCACCUCAGCAAACACGCCAGGCGACAUCCGAAUUUCGAUCCAUCCAUACUGAGGCAGAGAAGGGCCCCCAACAGGGCGUUUUCGAUCAACAGCAGCGACGGUACCCCGUCGGAGGUACUGUCGGAUUCGAUGCCAAGUCCGUAACUCUCGAGCGUUCGUUUCAGCUCUGUUAAUUCCGUUGUUAGACGCAUUUAAUUAUCGAAUGGAGGAAUUACCUAAACGCCAAAUUAACGUUAACUGUAGGUUUAAGUGUUUGUAUAGAUGAUUCGUUUCGGUUUUUGUUUUUGUUUGUUUUUUUUUUU